This is a messenger RNA of Aspergillus terreus NIH2624, 1092 nucleotides long. RefSeq names its product metal homeostatis BSD2 family protein. The coding region runs from base 1 to 1092 and encodes 363 amino acids. Lineage: Eukaryota; Fungi; Ascomycota; Eurotiomycetes; Eurotiales; Aspergillaceae. Gene Ontology annotation, cellular component: perinuclear region of cytoplasm; Golgi apparatus; endoplasmic reticulum. The record is from RefSeq and is a predicted model, not a curated record. The transcript has 3 exons. Gene Ontology annotation, biological process: positive regulation of protein ubiquitination; metal ion transport; ubiquitin-dependent protein catabolic process.
AUGAGCUCGCAGCGUUAUCAGCGGGUGAACGCCCACGAUGAUGAUGAGCCACAUUCCCACUCGUCGAUCCCUCUACACUCCAACCUAACGCCUUCCUCUCCUCCCCCGUCCUUCCGCUCUCGCUCCUCCUCCAUCUCCUCCAGACGCCUUCUCCACGAUCCUUCCCGUUCCAACGAUGAAGACCAGACCCUCGCCGACGCCUUUGGUGAUGGCAGCGACUCGGAAGCCGAGGACGAGCCCGAUGACCGUCAACGGCUAAUGCGGGCUCAUCCGGAGCCCCGGACAGCAGGGGACAGCAGCACUGAAGCCGCUGCGUCUUCGUCGGGUGCCAGCAGUGGGCAGUCUGGAUCGCAACCACCUGCAGGGAUAGUGAGAAGACAGACGCUCCUCCCAUCCUUUACUAGUUCUCAGAGUUCAGGCGGAGGCCGGGUCAUCCAUUCAUCUAAUGACGGUGUCUUUGCAAAUCUGGCAGCAAAGCCGGAACGGGGUGAGAAGAACGAAGAUUUACCACCGUCGUAUGAAGAGGCGGCCGCUGACGCCACUCCCCCCUACUGGGAGACUACGAUUCUCGCCCCUGGAAUCUCCUCCGAUGAAGUCUUCGUUGACGGGCUUCCCGUGGGAUCCGUCUUCUCCUUUGUAUGGAACGCUAUGAUCUCCAUGUCCUUCCAACUAGUCGGCUUCCUUCUCACCUACCUUCUUCACACCACUCACGCCGCCAAAAAUGGGAGCCGGGCUGGACUUGGCCUCACCCUGGUGCAAUACGGGUUCUACAUGAAAGGUGGCAGUGACACGGGCGGGUCGGAUGACGGCGGCUCCGGGCAAUAUGCAACGCCUCCCGAUCCCAACAGCCAUAAUUUCGAUCCGAACGCGAUGGGUGACAAUGGGGGUGAUGGAGGCGGCGGUAGCUCGAGCAUCUCGACCAGUGAAUGGAUCUCGUACGUCUUGAUGAUUGUCGGAUGGUUUAUCUUGAUCCGUUCCAUCAGUGAUUUCCUCCGAGCUCGUCGCCAUGAGCAGUUGGUCUUGCAGAGCCCCGAUCGCGGGCUCGGAGUCCCGGUCAUUGCGGAAGGCGAGAGAUCGGAAACGGUUGUCUAA